Molecule: messenger RNA, 2540 nt
Organism: Camelina sativa (false flax)
Lineage: Eukaryota; Viridiplantae; Streptophyta; Magnoliopsida; Brassicales; Brassicaceae
Source: RefSeq, a predicted model, not a curated record
UUGUUGGGUUAUCUUUCUUCUUCUUCAAUCGAUAUCUUCAAUCAUUAAUUUCAGAGUUUGAAAUUGUUGAGUUCUUUGAAUUAAGGAAGAAAUUGCGAUUUAUGGCUCUAUAUAGAUGAAUUAGCAGAUUCGGUAGUUUUUUUGUUCUGUGAUUUUGGUUUUGUUGGCUUGAUUGUAGAAUGUUGGAGAUAUACUCUGUCUUUGGUGAGUGGAAAAUUAAUGACAAGCUUCAUUGGAGAUUCUUCGUUGAUACAAACAAAGGUGGAUGUCUUUGUGAAGUUUCUGAGAAUAUCACUUACAAGGAUUUAAUGAAGAUUGUUUUUGAAGAUUUCGGACUUGAUGGUCUAGUUAAAGAGAUUUCACUCAGCUAUGAACUUCCAAAGAUGAAAUUAAUUGUAGAAGAUUCUCCUCCUAUCUUCAUUCGCAAUGACCGCCAAGUCUGCACUUUUAUCAGGAAGAUACAAGAAAAUCCUGAGAUAGGACGUUUGUGUGUAUCGGAAUUUGAUCAAUCAUUUGGUAGUGAUAUCUCAGUUUCUAAGCCACUUGGUGAUACAUGUUCAACCGCUGAAAAAGCAAAGAACAAUAAUUCAUUUGCCUUGCCUGCUGAUCGAGAUCCUAUUCUGAUCUCUGCAGGAAGUUCACAUACGACUGCACAUGAAACACACAAGGAACUUAAUCGGUCUAUUGGAAGUGAUGUUUCUACGACACAUAAUGAUAUAGAAAUCUCAACAGCUGAAAAAGGAAUAGGAUCUUUUUUAGAGAAUUUGGUUCCUGCUCCAGAUCUCUCUCCUAUAUCUAUGGUAGGUUCACAUUCAACUCGAGGGGCUGAUGAUAUAUAUGUGGACAGAUAUUUCAAGAACAAGGAAGAGUUGAUGUUCAAGAUGAGAAACUGGGCACUUGAAUGGAGGUUUGAGUUCAGAGUUCGAUGGUCAAACAAAACGAGAGUUAUUUUGGGAUGUGUUGAUGAUAAAUGCAGUUGGCAAUUGCGUGCGACUAGGCUAAAAUCAUCUGAAUUCUUUGUGGUGAAGAAGUAUUGUCAUGAACACAAUUGUGACACAACCCACAGGAAUGCCAACCAUAGACAAGCAACUGCAAAGUUGCUUGGGAGUUUUUACUGCAACAACUAUGGAGAAAAGAAAGUUGGUCUCAAACCAAAACAGAUUAUGGAAUUGGCCAGAAAAGAUCAUGGAGUAUACAUACCAUACAAAAAAGCCUGGAGAGCAAAAGAGGAAGGUCAGAAUUUGGUUAGAGGCACUGCUGAGGACAGUUAUUUACAUCUAGCGAAAUGGUUGUACAUGGCAAGGGAAAAAAAUCCAGGAACAGUUGCUUAUCUUGAGUUGGAUCCUAUGAAGAAUUUCAAAUACGUAUUCAUCUCAUUUGGCCAGUCGAUUAGAGGUUUUUCUUUAAUGAGAAGAGUGAUUGCUGUUGAUGGUACAUUCCUAAAAGGAAAGUAUAAGGGAACUUUGCUAGCAGCUACUGCACAAGAUGGAGAUUAUCACUUAUACCCGAUAGCAUUUGCCAUUGUUGAUUCAGAAAAUGAUAUUGCAUGGAAUUGGUUCUUCAGGUGUUUGCUCACUAUCAUCCCUGAUGCACCAGAUUUGGUAUUUGUUUCUGACCGUGCUUCAUCCAUUGAAAAAGCAAUCUCAGAAUUGUAUCCAGCAUCCCAUCAAGGCAUUUGCAAUUUUCAUCUCAAAAACAACAUCAAAGUAAAGUUCAAGAGUAAAAGCUUCUUGCCUCUUGUCGAAUCAGCAGCUAAUGCUUUUACGUUUCAUGAGUUUGAAGGUGCUUUUAGGGAUAUACAGAAUUCUAAUCCAAAACUGGCCAAGUAUUUAGAAGAAGCUGAUUUCAGGAAGUGGGCUCGUUGUUAUGCACCAUCUAACCGCUACAAUAUUAUGACAACCAACAUUGCUGAGUCAUUGAAUUCUAUGUUAAAGGAUCCUCGGGAGCUGCCAGUGAUUUCACUUCUUGAGACAAUCAGGAUAACCCUUACAACAUGGUUUCAUGAGCGACGGGAAAAAGCUGCCAAACACAACAAGCGUGCUACACCAAAUGUUACAGAUAAGAUAAUAUUAAGCUUCAGUAAGGCAAUGAAACUAGAUGUUUUUCAAGUGGAUCAACAUGACAUUGAGGUCAAAGAUGAUAGGAAUAAGUUUGUUGUUCACCUAAAGAACAAGACUUGUACCUGCCGUUUCUUUGACAUUGAAAGGAUUCCUUGCAUUCACGCCAUUGUUGCUGCAAAGCGUACAAACAUGGAUGAAUACAAACUGGUUGAUCAUUUCUAUUUGACAGAUAUUUGGGCUAAAGCAUAUGCUGAGAGCAUUCAUCCAAGUGGAGAUGUGAAGAAUUGGGUAUUUCCAGAUGCAGUAGCUGAAUACUUCUGUGCUCCACCACAAACUAGGAUAAAGAGUGGGAGACCGCCAAAGAAGAGAAAGAGAUCAGUUGGAGAGUUUGGUGUACCAGGUUCUAAAUCUCAAAAUCAUAAGUGCAGCAGAUGUGGUAAUGAAGGACAUAAUAAAAGUACUUGCAGAUUCCCAAUAUGA